CUUUAGUUCGGUAUAGCGCAAUAAUAAUAUCGAUAGUAAAAAUAAUAACCAUGCAUUGUAAAAUGCCUAUAAUAUAUUUAUAUAAUUAUAUAUAUAAUACGAACAUCGCAUGGCGAUGACCUGUGGGCAGAGAAGACCCUCUCGAUCGUGGCAUAUAAUAAUUUCUUUGUAUCGAUUGGUCGUAAUUUAUUUUAUUAUAUAUUAUUUUUUGAAGUGCGCUAUCCGCCGAUCGGCGGAAACAAACGAUUGCGUGGCGUAUUACAGUACGAUAAACGUGAAUAUUAUCGUGAGCGAUAUCAUCACGCCCAGCAGCCCAGGACACGUUAUUAUUAGUAUUGAUAUUAUUGCACUGAUGUCAGUGCAAAAAAAGAACAACAAAACGAAAAGACAAAACGAAAAAAAAAAUUGAAGGUCACAUCGGCAAUUAUAUAGUAUAGAGGUACCUAUACCAUGUUGUAAUGAUAUUUAUUGUCUGCAUUUACGCGUAGCAUAUGAUUUUAUAUUAAAAUUAUUAUUUAUUAAACGCACGCAUCGGGCGUACUACAGGUCUUCGUUGUUAGGAAUUAUCGAUCGCAACAAAUAUAAAAGUAGAAUGUACGUAAAUAAUUAAAAGUGAUAAAUCGACAAUAUAAAAAAAAAAACGACCAUUAACCACGUUUUUCGUUUACACAUCACGUAAGUAUAUAUAGGUAUUAUCUGUCUAGCAGUUUUUUUUUUGUCAAUUUAUUUAUUUUUGCAACGAGCGAGUCUUCGCGUCGUAUGGGCAAUAACAAUAAAUAAUAUCAUAUCAUAAUAUGUGCAUAUUAUAAGACCCAUACGGUCCACAUAAUUUUGUGUAGCAGCAGAAGUAUAGAGAAAGGUGAUAAUAAUACGCGCACUGGAAUUUUACAUACUGCUGUGAAUAACUGUGCGUAGCAAUUAUAACGACCCAGUUGCUGAUAGUGUCUUGGUUUUUCAACGACAAUUACACGGUUUUUACUUUUCUGCAGACGACUUGACAGAUUUAACGACAACAAACUCGGCCGUAACACGUUAAUAUUAUUAUUAUUGAACGCUGCAGGUAGUCUGCUCGCAUAUAAUAUAUAAAUGUGACGCAAAGCAAUUCGAAAUGAAUAAUUUAGCGAAUGGCGAUUAAAGAAAAGUAUAAUAUGAACAUUGAACACCGUACGGGUGGCGGGCGGAGUGCAGCCAACGUCGCGGGAGGGGCCGUAUAGUAAGUCCGAGUAUUAAAAUCGACCGGUUUUCGUUCGGAUAUCGUUAAAGUGAGUAAACCCAGCCACGUUUUACUGCACGUAGUAUAUACACAUUAUUACUAUUAAAAUUAUUAUUUUAUUAUACAGGUGUGAGACUGUGGGAGAGUGAGUGGAAUCGAAAAAUGCUAUAAUAAUUGAAAAAUAAUCGGAAGCAAUGAAAAUUAUUUUUAUCACGUAAACAUUUUCCAAACGAGAUAAUAUUAUUAUGUAUGUAUGAAUACGACACGUGAUGUGGUGGUGGCGAUGGUGACGGCGGCGGCGGUAGUGGUAGCAACUUGUUGCUCGGCCGUUAGAAAUCGCGCGAUGCGUGACAACACACAAAACCCUGGGAAAAAGGCGGCGGCGGAAAUCAUUAGCAGCGCGAUUCGGCGGGAGCCAAAGGGGCAAUACGCCCGUAGUUUUUUAAUCGUUUUUUUUCCGUUUCCGAAAAAAUUAACACCCGGAAAAGGAACGAGUGGUGCGAAAAAAUAAAUAAAUAAAACGGCUACGAACGCGGUCCGCGUACAUAAUUGUCCCGGAGUCGUCAAUCAUUUAACUCUUUCGUUACGCGUGUCAUUCGCGAUUGCAUAUGUUCAACGAAAAAAAUAAAUAUACAUUAUAUAAAAACGAAACGCGCACCCUGCGCGUAUUUCCCGGGGACUUGACGACAAUAAUUAUCGCAACUUGUACGUAUAUACGUGGCCGGAACGAAAAUCGAAAGAAGUGAAAAAACGAAAAGGGGUGAACGCCGCGGAAACCGAUGACAUUGAUGCUGAUCGAUUAUCGAUUUUCUCGGGGCAGCGGCGGCGUUACACGCGGCGGGUAAAAAAUAAUAAUGAUAAUAAUAAAAACCGAGCCGGGUGCGUUUUUUCUCCAUAAUAUUCGCCUUUUGUCGUCGCAUCAUUAAUCAUCUUUUCGGAAGCGAUUCUGCACGAUCGAUUAAAACUACUACUACUACUACUACUACACGAUUACUACUACCUACUCGUUUCUUUUAAAAAAUUAUUUUUCCCUUCUUUUAUUUCCUUAAAAAACAAUUUUUUUGCAGAAAAAGUUUAUUUUUUUUUUUUAAUGUGCUUGAAAUUCUCACGAGAUUGUUAUUUUCGUUAUUGUUAACGAAGUUGUUGAUGCGAAAUUCAAGACACGUAACCGGAUACCCUCCGUUUCUUUACAAAUAUUGAGUGUUUUUUUUUCACGCCAUCAUCAAUUUUAAUCAGCAAGGAGUUGAUAGUGUGAAAUGUGCGCGCACUUAAAUUGAUUAGAAUUGAAACCGUUUAAUGUGCCCCGUAUUGCCGUUUAUAUUUUAAAGACGGAAUAAUUUUUUAUGCGCCGUUGUUGAAAUAUUAUAUCAAAAUAAUAAUACGUAGUAAAUAUAUAUACACAAAAAACGAUUGGUUUCGUAAAUGUUCGUUUCCACGUCGAUACAGUGUAUUUACAAUAUAUUUAUAGGUGCAUAAUAUUAUACUAUAUUAUUUUAAUGUACGCUUCUUUUUAACGAAAAUAACUUAAAUUUUUCUGCCGAAAAUAAUUUUAAAAUCGCCUAGACGUUAUCAUGAAUAAGUGUCCGGAAUAUAUGGACCGCAAGGUGUUCGAAUUCGGAAUGGAGGAUGCGGGCCCAGGACCUGCAGCAUACGGUGCCCGGACGACGGUGGGUCGCCUGAACCGAUUGCCCACCGUAGCCGGUGCACCAUCGUGCUCGAUGCAUCAGCGGCUGGACUUGGGCAACGAGACCGAAGGGCCAGGGCCGGUAGUGUACAAUCUGGCACAGCUAACGUGCCGUGGUCGAGCCGUGGCUCCACGGUACAGCAUGGCCAAGAAACUGCCUUUCGACGGCGACAUGGACAACCCGGGACCGGCGGCGUACAAGCCUAGAGCCCCGGUCAAGGGUCCUGUACCCAAGAUGCUGUUUCGGAUAAUCGACCCGGAUCCCAGAGCUGGCAAUCCUGGGUCCAACGUUUACAAGUUGCCGUCAACACUGUCGCGUAAAAAGAUUACGCUGGCCAAGAAAAUCGACGAUAUCAUAGACAUCAAAUCACCCGGUCCGGUAUAUCAAACGGUGCCUUUGAACAAAUACAAAACGAAAGCGCCCCAACACAGUCUGUCGAAGAAAUUUGAAGACCCUCUUUUGGUCAACGAGAUGAAUGGCCAAUCACCGAGCCCGCAGGCAUACAAUCCCACGCUCAAGUACAAGUACAAAGUUAUGCCGAAGUUUUCGUUCGGGAUGCGGCGUCCCGAUAAAUUUCCACCAUUAGUGGUGUGUGGCGACGAUGUUAAAAUACCAAAAUAAACGGUUUGUAACUAUAUUUUCGUCUAAGGACGGUCGCCGUCGCGUGUCGUAGCUUAUAAAGGCAAUAUCACGACAUAAUAUACCUACGUCCUACAGUGUAUAUGAAAAAAAUAUAUAAUUAUUAAUUGUUA
Molecule: messenger RNA, 3650 nt
Organism: Acyrthosiphon pisum (pea aphid)
Lineage: Eukaryota; Metazoa; Arthropoda; Insecta; Hemiptera; Aphididae
Product: outer dense fiber protein 3B-like
Exons: 2
Coding region: 2785-3519 (244 amino acids)
Source: RefSeq, a predicted model, not a curated record